Molecule: messenger RNA, 1926 nt
Organism: Volvox carteri f. nagariensis
Lineage: Eukaryota; Viridiplantae; Chlorophyta; Chlorophyceae; Chlamydomonadales; Volvocaceae
Exons: 6
Coding region: 1-1926 (641 amino acids)
Source: RefSeq, a predicted model, not a curated record
AUGGCGGAUGAGAUCCGGCUGGUUAAGCAGAGGAUUAAGAAGAUCGAAGGCGAGCUGGCGGACAUCAGUGACCGCCUGGAGGAGCAGCUGGGGGCUGCCUCGUUGGAGGAGUUCGAGGAAGAGUUAUUGAAGAGAAAACGUCUCAUCUUGCAGUCAACUCUUGCCACCUUGCGGCAAACGGAGAACCUCCUGUUCGAGCAGCAUACCCGCGGUCGCUGCAGCCGCGCGUCACCCUCGGUGGAGCGGUUUUGGAAGCAGCUACCGUCGGCAACGCUUGCCAUGUCCGCGGAGGGCAUGGAGGUCCUGCAGCUUGCACCCGGCACUGAGUUCCCACGGCCUCACAAUUUUACGGCUUUGCUUCUUCGGCCAUGCUACCGCGCCCUGUCAGAGGAGAUCUUUGCAGCUGUGUCGGGGCCUGAUGGGUACACCCGCCGAGUCCUCAUUCGCGGCACACCAGGCAAGCUGUCGGGUUUGAGUGUGGGAGUUACACUGUUCCAGGGAACAGGCGAUGGCGAAGCUGGGGAUAUGUCUUGGCUUUGGAAAAGGCAAGCUCCUUGCUUGGGAUAUUUUGACGUAGAGGUUUCAGUUUCAGGACUGAGGCUUCAAGAAGAGUAUCAUUCGUUGUUGAAUGCAGGUAUUGGCAAGAGCAUGUUCCUGUACUACUUGCUUUAUGAGCUGGCAUGCCAGGGUAAAACCGUCGUGUGGCAGGGCAACUCGAUGGCUUCUGUGCUGCUGUAUACACCCAACGGUGUGUUCCAGUCAGACUCCACGUUUGCUUUUAGCGCGGAGCUUCAUGAUCCGAGUACAUGGUUUUUAUGUGACGCUGUGGAGCCGUCGGCCAGGAGGGCAAUUACCGUUAUGGUAUCGAUACCCCGCAACUCAAAUUACAACGAUUAUAUGAAGCUAGGUCCCAUGCGGCUGUGGAUGAGCCCCUGGUCCAUGUCGGAGCUGGAGGCGGCACGUCGCACCAUCUUCACUUCCGUCACCGAUGAUGCGUUGUCACGGCUGUAUGCUCGGUGGGGUGGCAUCCCGCGAUACGUCCUGGAGCAUGCAAACAGCCCCACCCAGCAGAAGAAGCUUGAUGAGGUGGUGGCAGUCAUUACUAUGGACCUCCUAUUCAGAUCAGUACGCAACAUCGAAGCUGCGACGGAAGACAACAUCCACAAACUGUUUCACAUCCAGGUGAAUGAGGAGCACGAGAAAGAAUGCCUGGACUUCGGCUCAGAGGAAAUCGGCCAGCGUGUGAUGCAGCGGCUGUAUCGGCAGUACUCUACUACGUUAACACCCUUCUUGCGCUCUGCCAUUGGCAGACUGGACUUGGCCUCACUUAGAGGUCCGAUGUUCCGGUGGCUAGUGGAUAUCUUACUCCCCAUGGGCGGCACGUAUUGUGUGCGCAGCCUUUCCGACACCGAGACUUUCAGACUGACAAUGCCGGAAAUGGAGCUGGAGAUGGUGCAAGACAGCGCACUCAAAGAAAUGAGCCUCACAACGGUGAAGUCUGGGCUCCUGGUGCCAAUAUCUAAGGACUUCCCCGUUGUGGACUACUUUCUUAUUUUGCCUGGCAGUAGUGGAAUGGCAGAGAGGCUGCUCUUCAUCGUGGUGACCGUCUCUGCCAAUCACCAUAUUAGCGCGUUGGGGCUGCAAGCCGCCGUACAGAAGCUGUCCAGGGACCUUCAGGGGCUCAAGUGCGAGCUGUGCUUUGCGGUGCCGCCUGACCUGUUCGAGUCAUUCACGGAGCAACCCUUUGAGGAGGCUGAGACAAUGGCUGUGGACGCUGUCGGGAUGGAGCAGUUUGCCGUACAGAUCCCACUAGUGGCGGUGAUGGUGUCGCUGCGGCAGCUGUGGCAGCUGAGUCUGUUGGUGCUAGCAAGGUGGCCGUUGUGGAUGUGGACACUAGGUCGUGGUCACCAGAGGCUUUGGAAGUAG